This is a messenger RNA of Linum trigynum, 3191 nucleotides long. NCBI's taxonomy places the organism in Eukaryota, Viridiplantae, Streptophyta, Magnoliopsida, Malpighiales, Linaceae. The record is from the annotation of a GenBank genome assembly.
AUAUCCAUUUCCACAGCAGCAUUAGGUAGCUGUCAAUUGCAUCACCAAUCUUACAAUAAUUUUUACUCAAAAACAUUAAUUUACAGAAGAAGUAGAUAGGAACUCCUCCACUCUCCAGCUAGCAUUCUCUACUAUAAUGACACCCUCUUGCAGAGACGCUCUAAGGUUCAUCUUCCUCUUAUGGUCAUUUUAGCCUUUUAGGGUAAUUAGUAGGGGAGGAUGAAUCAGCGCCAGUGACCAAUUUCGUUACAAAUAAGAAAAGAAGGAAACAAAAUCAGAAGCAACAUCGUUAACAGCUCAUCUCCUGCGUGCUGUAGGAAAGGAGGGCGAAGGGGACCCAUGACGGCCAGACCUAGGAGGAGUUGACUUGGUUGGUGACCUCGCAAUUUCUGUAAAGUAUAUAUAUACUUGUUUAUUCAGAUUCGCCUUCCAGAUUCUACAUCACUGUUUUUCACUCUCUACUUCAUCUCCCAUCAGCACGCGGAAUAACUUCCAGCUUCUGGGUCUGAUUCUUUGAUUCUGGAGAAAGAGGCUCUGCAAUAUAAUAAGGUAAAAGAACAUAGAACACCGGAGGGAAGUUGUUAUGAUUCUCCGGUGCCUGGGUUUGUGAUUUCCCCAAAGUUCCAAAAUAUGGGGCAAACCCAGUUUGUUGUCUGGUUGUGGAGAAUGGGACAAAAGAAAUUUCUUUCCUUUGUGCCAAAAACCAGAAGCCCUCGUGGUUUUGAGAUGCUUUCUUUGUAUUCCAAAGGGUGGGAAGAACUCAGUCAAAAGGAAUAGAGUGAGCCUGUAUUGUGUUCUUGGUUUUGAGCCGCUUUUUUGUGUUUGCAUGUUUCGUUUGUUGACUUUGAUGCCGUGGAAUUUAAUGGCUGGUUUAGUCGUCGCUUUGGCACUCUAGUGGCCGUUAUCGUGAUCGAAUUCGACUCCCAACUUCCCCCAACAAUUUGCAUAAAUUCCAUGCUCUGUUCUCACUCCUUUGCAUCUCGGCAGCCUGCAGCUUUUGUUUUUCCAGUUACCAUUUCUCUUACCAAUUAGAUUUCUCUGAGGUUGGAAAAUGAAACUGGGUUUUCUUUAUUUUCUUUUUUACUAUGCGAUAUCACUGUUUCAUCAUCUAACUGUGAAUUCUGAUGCAAGCAGGCAGGGAGUAGGCAGGCACUUUUUGAUUCUGUAUCUAAGGGCUAAAGCGAUCACUAAUGGCUGAGAUGGCCACAGAAGAGGAAGAAUUUCUCACCAAAGACGGAACUGUGGAUUAUGAAGGGAAUCCUGCUGAUAAGAGGAAGACAGGAACCUGGAAGGCCUGCCCCUACAUCAUAGGAAAUGAAUGCUGCGAGAGAUUGGCUUACUAUGGCAUGAGCUCCAACCUCGUGCUUUACUUCAAGAACAGGCUCAACCAAAGCAGCGCCACUGCUACCAAAAACAACUCAGACUGGAGUGGAACGUGCUACAUCACACCCCUUCUUGGAGCAUUUCUGGCCGAUGCUUAUCUCGGUAGAUACUGGACCAUUGCUGGCUUCUCAAUCAUCUAUGUCUUUGGUAUGACGCUUCUGACAAUGUCAGCAUCAAUGCCUGGCCUGAGACCAGCAUGUACUGCAGAGGACAAGUGCCAAUCCACUGAUGGCCAGAGCGCGGUUUUCUUUGUAGCUCUCUACAUGAUAGCUCUAGGGACGGGAGGGAUCAAGCCUUGUGUGUCUUCCUAUGGGGCUGACCAGUUUGAUGAUGCCGACCCGGUUGAGAAGGAGCACAAGGCUUCUUUCUUCAACUGGUUCUACUUUUCCAUCAACGUUGGUGCCUUGAUUGCUAGCUCUGUGCUGGUUUGGGUCCAGGACAAUGUGAGCUGGGGAUGGGGUCUUGGGAUUCCAGCCAUAGCCAUGGCGAUUGCUGUUGUUAGCUUCUUUACAGGUACACGGAAGUAUAGAUAUCAGAAACCUGGAGGCAGCCCUCUAACACGAAUCUGUCAGGUGAUGGUGGCCUCCUUCAGAAAGUACAGAGUUAAUGUCCCCGAUGACAAAUCCCUUCUCUAUGAGAAUGCCGAUUCUGAAUCCAAUAUUGCUGGCAGCCGCAAACUUGACCAUACCAAAGACUUCAGUUUCCUGGACAAGGCAGCUGUGGAGACAGAGAAAGACCAGAUAAAGGAGUCUACAGUCGACCCAUGGAGGCUCUGCACAGUAACCCAAGUGGAGGAAUUCAAAGCAAUUAUCCGCCUGCUCCCCAUAUGGGCGACUGGGAUAGUGUUUGCAGCAGUGUACAGCCAAAUGAGCAACCUCUUUAUCCUCCAAGGAGACACAAUGGACAAGCGAGUUGGCCACUCCAAGUUCAAGAUCUCGGCAGCAAACGUCUCAGUGUUCGACACACUCAGCGUCAUCUUCUGGGUCCCCAUCUACGACAGGAUCAUCGUCCCGGCUGUCAGGAAAUUCACAGGCCACAAAAAUGGGUUCACCCAGCUCCAACGGAUGGGAAUCGGGCUCGUCAUCUCCAUCUUCGCCAUGGUCUACCCGGCAAUCCUGGAGCUCAUAAGGCUGCGGAUGGUGAGGGAGCACAACUACUAUGAGCUCGACUCUGUCCCCAUCUCCAUAUUCUGGCAGGUACCGCAGUAUUUCCUGAUCGGGUGUGCUGAAGUGUUCACCUUCAUCGGGCAGCUGGAGUUCUUCUACGACCAGGCGCCUGAUGCAAUGAGGAGCUUGUGCUCGGCUCUUUCCUUGACGACUGUGGCACUGGGGAACUACCUGAGCUCCCUGCUGGUCACCAUUGUUACUGGUUUGACCACCAGAGGAGGUAAGCCUGGGUGGAUUCCUGAUAACUUGAACUAUGGGCACGUGGAUUACUUCUUCUGGCUGCUGGCGGUUCUUAGCGUUGUCAACUUGGUGGCGUUUAUGGUGAUUGCUAACUGGUAUACGUACAAGAAGCCUGUGGGUACUCUGCGCUGAUGUUAUUUUCUUCUUGCUUGCUUGUUUGUGAAGGAACACUGGUGUAAAUAGAUUUCUAAGAUGGUAUUUUCUUGUUUGUUGUGUUUGAUAAUUUCUUUCUUUCAAAAAUUACAUUGUCAAAGAAAUAGCUAGCAGUGUAAUUUGGAUUGAUUGAUGCUCUUACAUACCGUGUACCUCACGUAAACCAUCGACUUGAUAUCAACUACACUUGGUAUUUGCAUAAUGUGGAAUGAUGGAGGUUUCUUUCUUCAAUAAAUAGUUCGGACUCCU